Molecule: messenger RNA, 1452 nt
Organism: Ilyonectria robusta
Lineage: Eukaryota; Fungi; Ascomycota; Sordariomycetes; Hypocreales; Nectriaceae
Product: Aldehyde/histidinol dehydrogenase
Exons: 4
Coding region: 1-1452 (483 amino acids)
Molecular function (GO): aldehyde dehydrogenase (NAD+) activity
Source: RefSeq, a predicted model, not a curated record
AUGGCUGCAAACGGGAAUGUCAACAAUCUGGACUUUACCACCUUUUCUAACAUCAUCAACGGACAAGCCACCCAGACGAAAUCCGUCCGUCAUGGUAUCAACCCCUCGAACAAGACAGCCCUGUUCCCAUCACCUGUGUCCACUGGCGAUGAUGUGACAGCUGCCAUCACGGCAGCACGCACGGCAUUCGGUUCCUGGAAAAAGACUCCCAUUGAAUUGCGCAAAGAGAAGAUCAACGCAUUAUGUGCUGGGCUCUUGGCGCAUAAAGCUGAAUUCAGUCGAUUACUGACGACUGAGCAAGGGAAGCCGGUCCAAUUUGCGGAGCAGGAAGUCGAUUUCGCAGCCCACUGGCUUGCCGGAACAUGCCAGCUUGAUCUUCCUGAGGAUGUUGUAGAAGACACCCCUGAGCGUUAUGUCACGACUCGUUAUGUCCCCCUCGGAGUGGUUGUUGGCAUCGUUCCUUGGAACUUUCCUUUGAUGCUCCUAUGCGGAAAACUUGCUCCAGCGGUCAUGGCAGGAAACUGCAUCAUUAUUAAACCCUCUCCGUUUACGCCCUACUGCGGCAUCAAGCUAGUCGAGCUUGCUCAACGCUUCUUUCCACCAGGCGUCAUUCAAGUCCUGAGUGGUGACGACAACCUCGGCCCUUGGUUGACAGCGGAUCCUGGCAUUGACAAGAUCAGCUUCACUGGGUCGACCGCCACGGGGAAAAGGGUUAUGGAAAGCGCGAGUAAGAAUCUGACCAGGGUCACUCUCGAACUUGGUGGGAAUGAUCCUGCGAUAGUCUGUUCGGAUGCUGAUGUCGAAGUUGUUGCGCCACAAAUCGCUCAGGCAGCAUUCAUGAACUCAGGACAGAUAUGCAUCGCGAUCAAGCGGAUUUAUGUACACAAGGACAUUUAUGAUUCCUUCAAAGACGUCUUCCUGAAGACAUUGUUAUCAUUGAAGGUCGGUGAUGGGUUUCAAGAUGGGACGUUCCUUGGGCCCGUUCAGAACGAACUCCAGUAUGAUCGGGUCAAAGAGUUCCUAGUUGAUAUCCAAAAGAACAAGCAAACAGUCAUCGCUGGGGGGAAUAUCAUGGAAAGCUCGGGCAACGGGUUCUUUAUCCAGCCAACGGUUGUGGACAAUCCCCCGGAUGCAAGCAAAAUUGUGGUGGAGGAGCCAUUUGGGCCAGUCGUGCCUUUGUUGCAGUGGUCAGAUGUGGAUGAGGUCAUUGAUCGAGUUAACGCCAACGACAUGGGUCUAGGAGCUUCAGUCUGGACCACGGACACAGGCCUCGCUCAACAAAUCGCUGAGAAUCUGGACGUUGGAAGCGUUUGGAUGAAUGCGCACUUGGGUAUUCAGCCAACGGCCACAUUUGGGGGUCAUAAGAAGAGCGGAAUUGGCCGCGAAUGGGGAUCAGAUGGCUUGAGAGGUUACUGUAACUCGAAGACGUUCUUCUUUAAGCAGACUAAGUAG